Molecule: messenger RNA, 3009 nt
Organism: Alligator sinensis (Chinese alligator)
Lineage: Eukaryota; Metazoa; Chordata; Crocodylia; Alligatoridae
Gene: B3GALNT2
Product: beta-1,3-N-acetylgalactosaminyltransferase 2
Exons: 14
Coding region: 1-1593 (530 amino acids)
Cellular component (GO): membrane
Molecular function (GO): hexosyltransferase activity
Source: RefSeq, a predicted model, not a curated record
AUGGGGAAAAAAGCUGCAGGAGAGAAGCCAAAGUCCAGCUUGCCCCCGUGUCCUGGCAGCCCGGCAGGAGCGGGGCUUCCUCUGCCUCUGGGAGAGGGGAGGGCAGGAAAGAAAAAUGCCCAACUCCGUCUGUGCAGGGGAGACCAGGCCGAGCACCGAGUGAGAGCCAAUAGCCACUGGAGUCUGUGCCAGGCUGGGGUCGGUCCGCUCCCUUUCUUUCCUCAGUGGAAGCUGAAACAUUAUGAUGUUAUCGUGGGUGUAUUAUCUGCUCGCCACAAUCACGAGCUACGGAAUGUUAUAAGGAACACUUGGUUCAAGCACCUGAAGCUACGUCCAGCACUGAACCAGCGUGUCCUUGUGAAGUUUAUAAUAGGUGCACAUGGCUGUGAUGUGCCUGUAGAAGACAGAGAAGAUCCUUAUUCCUGCAAACUUCUGAAUAUUAGUAACCCAGUUUUGAAUCAAGAAAUUGAAGCAUUCACUCUACCUGAGGAUACUACCUCUUUGCUGUCUGAAGACAGAAUUGUUAGUGUCAGUUUCAGAGUCCUUUACCCGAUUGUAAUUACCAGUCUGGGGGUAUUCUAUGAAGCUGAUGGUGUAGGAUUCCAGAGGAAUAUCACUGUCAAACUGUACCAGGCAGAACAGGAGGAGGCUCUCUUCAGUGCUCGCUUUAGUCCUCCUAGCUGUGGAGUGCAAGUGAACAGAGUGUGGUACAAACCAGUAGAGCAGUUCAUUUUGCCAGAGAGUUUUGAAGGCACUAUUGUAUGGGAAAGCCAAGACUUGCAGGGCCUUGUUUCUAGAAACCUUCACAAAGUGAUGGUGAAUGACGGAGGGGGUGUGCUCAGAGUCACUGCGGCAGGGGAAGGUUCAUUGCCACAUGAAUUUACAGAAGGUGUGGAGGGAAUAUCAGGAGGCUUUAUCUACACUAUUCAAGAAGGUGAUGCUCUCUUAAAAAACCUUCAUACUCGCCCUGAAAGGUUUGAAAGCCACUUGAAAAACCUGGAAGAAGAGGAUGCCUUGUUGAAAGAAGAAAGCAGAAUCUAUGAUGAUAUUGUAUUUGUAGACGUGGUUGACACAUACAGAAAUGUUCCAGCCAAACUGCUGAACUUCUACAGGUGGACAGUAGAAUCAACAAGUUUUGAUUUGUUGUUGAAGACAGAUGAUGACUGCUACAUUGAUUUGGAAGCUGUGUUUAACAGGAUAAUGCACAAAAAAUUGGACAGGCCAAAUAUUUGGUGGGGAAAUUUCAGGCUGAAUUGGGCAGUUGACCGAACUGGGAAGUGGCAAGAAUUGGAGUAUCCAAGUCCAGCUUAUCCAGCCUUUGCUUGUGGGUCUGGUUAUGUUAUCUCCAAAGACAUUGUUCAGUGGCUGGCAAGUAACUCUGAAAGGCUAAAGACCUACCAGGGUGAAGAUGUGAGCAUGGGCAUUUGGAUGGCAGCAAUAGGGCCUAAGCGAUAUCAGGACAGUCUCUGGUUGUGUGAGAAGACAUGCGAGUCUGGCAUGCUGUCUUCCCCUCAGUAUUCUCCACAGGAACUAACAGAGCUCUGGAGGGUGAAGGAACUGUGCGGAGAUCCUUGUAGAUGCGAGGAAAGAUGACAGAGCGGAGGCCAGGCAACGGCCAGGUUUUAGGAGUUACCUAAUCAGGAAUAUUUAAGGUGGUGAAUGGUGGGAAUUCCACCUGCACUGUAUUUGCACAUCCCUUUUGAUAACUAAUUGACUGAUACCGUCCACAUUAACAUUUUCUAUAGGGUAGGUGUUGGUCUGAGAAAAACCAAAAUGUUUAAGAUAAGCAAUUUCUUUUUUAUUAAGUCAAAGAACUUCUUGCAAUGAAUAAAUGAUAAAUGCACACAGCAGAAUGCCAACUAACUUAUUUUUUAAAUUAAAGCACUACUGACUUAACUCUGGGCUGGAAUACUGCCUGAAGCCUGGAUCUAAGUAAGGUCUGAGCCUAUGUGUGCAGUCUUACACUUGCUCAGUCUCCCUGAAGUCCAGGUUCUAGGCCAGUAUAUUUGUUUGCAGAAUUAAUGUAAUUUGUUAAUCAAGACAGCAGCAAUGUGAGCUUGGGAUAGCUGGGUUCAGGGUUUCUCUGGUGUGUGUUUUAUACUUAGUUUAAUCGUUUGGAUGAGAUGAUGCCAGGUAUCAAAGUUUGCUUAUACCAAAUCUUGAACUACUGCAGAUAUAGCCAGUUUCAAAAGGGAAUUCUGAUGGCUCUGUACACACUUGAAAGGGUACACACUUGAAAGUACAGCAGGUUCAAGCAAUUUACCAGUAUAGACACUACCUUUUAACUUGUAAAGUCCUACAACAUGCUAACAAGAUAUUUUUAAUAAAUUUUCAAAUUCAGCAGUCUGGGCUAACGGCACUAUCCAUUUUUCUUACUGAUUAAGUAGAAUACAGGCUUAUGUCUGUCAGCCUGUAAUCUUAAAUAUUCUACAAAGCAUUGGAGAUGCUGUGUUUAUGUCCUCUGCUUUCAAGGUCUUUAGAAGUGAAGGAGACAAAGUGAUGUAAGUGGCCUUUUCCAGUACAACAUUAGUUCUGUUAGCAGCUUGAUGCUUGCACCUAUUGUAAGUGAAAAUACGAUUCUGGAUUCCAUAUUAUUUUCUGUAAUAAAUGUACUGUUCUCUCCGCACCACUGCAACACGAACUUAGGGGAAAACCCCUAUUCCACAACCAUUUAGGCUGCCAAUUUAAGGAACCAGCAAAAUUCUGCUCCUCUGAUAUGCUAAACAAUUCACUGAAAAACCAAACCACAGUGAGUUGCUAAUCUCAUUUAUUGAGAUACUAGUAGCGCAGGGGCCAGGAGUUUCUUUCAAAACAGUUCCAUCCCUCUGUACAAAAUCCAUGUUUUUCCACACAAAUACAUGCAGGCACAAGUUGUAGAGUGAUUCUGUUCAGGUAGUCCCUGGCUUCUCUAAUGAAGUUGCACAGUCCUUUUUUAGUCCAUUACAAAUUUAUAUUACCACCGUACUAACAUGCAGUCUCCAUUUUCUAUCGAGUAAAAUUGCAAGGACU